CUAGUCUAUUGUGUGAUCCUGGGAUCCUUACAUGUUUGUUUUUAUGUUGAACAUCGCCUCGUUUGUCCUAGAUGUUGUUUGUUGUUGAUCCCAUCACUAUUUGAGUUUUUCGAUUUGUUUGAUGCUCCAGCCGGUUUCACGGACAUACAUACAUACAUACAUAGUUCCAGAAGGACCGCCGGCGAGACACAGAGCCCAAGAGAGGUAGACGAAUCUAUCCUUUUCAAGAGUGGGUCAUUUUUACAGUAUCCAUAUUUGGGGUCAUCUUUAGCAAAGCCUGGCGCAACUGUGAUACUUGGAUCGCUAUAGCCUUCGCUGUUAGAUUGCGCGAUCUGCCUUGUGGUUGUUUUGGACGGAUUUGCACUUCAGAAUGUGAACAGGCAUUUUGAUUCACGACUCCUAUUGCUUGGAACACUCUGCAAGAGGACAACAGUAGUAUAAGUUCCCUUCAUAGCAGCGUCAUAUCGGUCUUUGGAGUGUUGAAUGAAAUGGUUGUUUUCAGGCACCAAAAGACAAGUCUCUCCUUCGGUCAUUGUGCAAGCUAAAAAAUAUCAACCUGCGAAACUUUGCGAGUCAUCCAGAUUGAACUUGGCACUCAUACUCAUGUACCCUGCACACAUGUGCCCACAUUUCUCCCCCAGGUGACCCCGCCCCAACUGAUCGGCCAAUCUUCCACGCAAAUUGCAGGGGUUUUGGUGUUUGGGAUAGAUGGCCGUGUGCUUGGAUCUUGGAGAGAAAAACGUGUGUUCUUUUCGUGGAAAGCCUGGAAAGCGUGGAAUUUGGGCCGGUGUUGGGCGGCCUUCUCCAGGUGUGUGUGUGUGUGUUGAGGCUGGGGCAUCAGAUUCCCAGCCAGAAGGAAGAGGUCGAACAGGAGGUGCAAGCGUAUCAGCAGACCAUGCAAGACCGUCUAACUCGCCUGGGAGUCUCCGGCCCCGGCGGUGCAAGCACCGUGUCUGCGGACCCCUCGGAAGCUGUGAAGGAUGCUCUGUUGCGCUACCACAGCGCCUGCGAGAAGUUGGGAAAGCUCUACGCCUUCGAAAAGCCCAAGCGAGAUGCCCCGCCGGACAUGGAAGCACGAAGGCAGAUCGCACGCUUCGUGAGAGAUCUAAAGGAGGCAGAUCCCGAUCGCUAUGGACCGACGGAGGCCCGGCGAGUGAGCGUGAUCCAAGUGGAACCGUUGAUAGAGCCCACGCAGGAGCUGCUCCUUUGAUUCGGAAUACACCC
This is a messenger RNA of Durusdinium trenchii, 1224 nucleotides long. The record is from the annotation of a GenBank genome assembly. Lineage: Eukaryota; Dinophyceae; Suessiales; Symbiodiniaceae.